Beta vulgaris subsp. vulgaris (sugar beet) is the source of this 1797-nucleotide messenger RNA. RefSeq lists its product as hypothetical. The record is from RefSeq and is a predicted model, not a curated record. Gene Ontology annotation, cellular component: mitochondrion. Gene Ontology annotation, biological process: cytidine to uridine editing; mitochondrial mRNA modification. Lineage: Eukaryota; Viridiplantae; Streptophyta; Magnoliopsida; Caryophyllales; Amaranthaceae. Bases 119 to 1528 code for a protein of 469 amino acids. The transcript is spliced from 5 exons.
UCGAAACCCCUGCAAAACCGAAAACCCUGCAAAACCGCAAAACCGUAAACCCUGCAAAACCGUAAACCCCAGCUACGGUUUCAAGCUACAAGAAAAGCUUUGCUCUAAUUCCUCUUCAAUGGCGACGCUCACAAGCCGUCUCCGCCGCGCUCUUUCUCUCUCCUCCUUUUUACUGACCUCACACUCCUACACACUCCUCCCUUCCACCGCCGCUACUACGAAUUCUCUCUCAUCACUCCACACAAAACUUGUUUCUCCCCCUUCUCUUCAACUCCCUUUCUCCUAUCGUUUCUUCCACUCCACCCGUCUCUCUCUUUCCGCUUCGAGGUCGUUCAACGAUGUGGAUAAGAUUGACCCCGAUACUAUUCUCUUCGAGGGUUGUGAUUACAAACACUGGCUUAUUGUCAUGGACUUUGGUAAGGAUCCUCAACAACGCCCCCCUCCUGAGCAGAUGGUUGAUACUUAUGUUAAUACUUUAGCCAAAGUCGUUGGAAGUGUUGAAGAGGCAAAGAAGAAAAUGUAUGCAUGUAGCACCACCACUUACACUGGUUUUCAAGCUGAGGUUGACGAAGACACAGCACAAAAGUUUGAGGGCAUGCCUGGAGUUAUAUUUGUAUUGCCAGAUUCGUACAUAGACCCAGUGAAUAAGGAAUAUGGAGGAGAUAAGUAUAUCAAUGGAACUAUCAUACCAAGACCGCCUCCAGUUCAGUAUGGCAGAGUAAAGAGAGGUAGACAGAAUGAUCAAAGGCCAAUGCCUAAUCAACAAGGAAAUCGUCCCUAUAAUCAGCAUGGAUCAAUAUCAGGAGAAGGAAGAAGCCAUAUGCCACAGAGUGGUUUUCCAGAGUCUAAUAAUUUUGCACCUAAUAGUAAUUAUGGUCCACCUGGUAUGCCUAAUAGGACAAAUUAUUCUGGGGAAGUAAGGCAAGGUUAUCAGGGUGGUAAUUCUGUGCCUUCUCAUCAGGGGAACUACAACCAUGGCUAUACCCAUCAACACCAGAUGCAAAAUCUCCCUGGUGACCGUGGUAGUUAUGCCCCCCAGGGACAGAUCAAUAAUGGGCCUGGAGAACAUGGCUAUAAUCAUCCCCAAGAACAAAUGAGGAAUUUCCCUGGAAACCAUGGUGGGUACACACCCCAAGGACAGAUGCAAUAUCCUAAUAAUAGUAGGAACUAUGGUCCUCCACCUCCAGCAAGAGGAUCUGAUGGGCAAACUCGGGUUGGAUCUUUUGAACAAAGUCCUGGACAAUAUGGUCAGGGACCCAGUGAGUCUUAUGGCCAUGGAGCAAAUACAGGCUAUGGUUCUGGACAAUAUGGCCAGGGACCCAACAAGCCUUAUGGCCAUGGAGCAAAUACAGGCUAUGGUCCUGGACAAUAUGGUCAGGGACCCAGCGAGCCUUAUGGCCAUGGAGCAAGUGCAUCUCAAAUGGAUAAAAGGUUUUCACAGGUGCCAGAUGAACAGAACUCUAUGUCAACAGAACAUAGCAGCUAUUCACCUGCAGCACAAACUGCAAUGAAUCAAAGAAGAUAUUGACUGGAUAUUCCGCAGUUUAAGAAGGGAUGAGGCAGUAGGUAAUGUGUGGAUUGUGAUAUGGUGAAUAGGUUUUUAAUUAGUUGAAUAUAAUGAGUAAACAUCAAACUGAGUUUUUGGAGUAUUUCAUAGGAGUACAAUCGAAGGUAGUGCGACUUGUAACUAUGAUAAUCUUGUGCGUCAAGUACAUUGCCAACAGAUAUUGUUUUCGUUUCUCGCAUCUCUAUCCAGAGGCUAUAAUAACUUCCAUGUGGAGAUGACUUCUUGAUGCA